ACAAAUAUGUUAUUUCUUUUCUGACUAUAAUCCACCGUCUUUGCGAAGUGCCAUCCCCACACGCCCCUGCAUAGUCACGUGCUAUGCGGCACUACAAGGCAAGCUGCCGAUCACCUCGGCAGAUGAUUCACCCAGAAAAAGUGACGGUGGGAGCGCGCAAAAAAACCUGGCAGCUCCAGAAAUCUGUCCGCCGUGAUAAAGCAACACACACCCAGGGAUUGCCACUCCUUUCCCUCUCGACGUUAUAUUUCGCUGGUCGUUACAGUAUAACAGAGUUUCAUCCGUGCCAUUAUCCUAUAUAUCCAACAAUUGCUCUGUAUUGUGAUAUCUAAACCAUUGUCUACCCACGUACAGUAAUAUCGAUAAUCCUAACCGCUGCAGGCUCAACUGAUUAUUUCUUCUCGCUUCCAAAUACCUCCCCUACUUCCUCUCGACUACACAGGUAAUUUACCCUC
This is a messenger RNA of Babjeviella inositovora NRRL Y-12698, 455 nucleotides long. RefSeq lists its product as uncharacterized. The coding region runs from base 84 to 332 and encodes 82 amino acids. The transcript has a single exon. The record is from RefSeq and is a predicted model, not a curated record. NCBI's taxonomy places the organism in Eukaryota, Fungi, Ascomycota, Pichiomycetes, Serinales.